This is a messenger RNA of Labrus bergylta (ballan wrasse), 3057 nucleotides long. RefSeq names its product catenin, beta interacting protein 1 (gene ctnnbip1). Gene Ontology annotation, cellular component: cytosol; nucleus; beta-catenin destruction complex. Gene Ontology annotation, biological process: negative regulation of Wnt signaling pathway. Gene Ontology annotation, molecular function: beta-catenin binding. NCBI's taxonomy places the organism in Eukaryota, Metazoa, Chordata, Actinopteri, Labriformes, Labridae. The record is from RefSeq and is a predicted model, not a curated record.
GCGUUGAGUCAGUUCGCCGGAGCUCUGCCGACUGGAGGGAUGUGACCCCGGAACAGGACGCCCUCCUACAACAACACACCAUUCAAACAGAGAACAGAAGAAAGAAAAGCUGGACCAGGAGGGAGCCACAGGAGCAGGGGGGAUGAACCGCGAGGAGGCCCCGGGGAAGUCUCCUGAAGACAUGUACAUCCAACAGAAAGUGCGGGUCCUGCUCAUGCUAAAGAAAAUGGGAUCAAAUCUUACACCGAGUGAAGAAGCUUUUCUCCGGAAUUAUGCAGGUGUGGUCCACAGUCAGAUGAGCCAGCUACCACAGCACAACAUAGACCAGGGUGCAGAGGACGUGGUCAUGGCGUUCUCGCGGUCAGAGGCGGAGGACCGGCGCCAGUGACCUCGGGCGCGCCCUCACCCUCCAUUCCACACCAAUUCAUAUCGCCCUACCCACUUUCCCGCCCCACACGCGGUUCACGAACAACCCAAACUCCACAAACACGACACUGAUGAGCUCAGGAGAGAAGGAUCAGCUGGAAGGAAAUGAAGAGGAGGGGAAGAGACUCCAGGAAGUGGCUGCCUCACUCUCCCCCCGCCUCCUCCAUCCAUGGCUCCUCCUCACACAAGCUGGCAUACCAUUACCCUAGAUGCCCUCUUGUGCUAACUGUGGGUUUAAAGCCUAUCAAAGAAGGCCGUCAGUGAAAACACUCACAGAUUGUGUGGAUGAAUAUCAAAUGUAGUUUUUUUUUUUGUUUUUUUGGGGGGUAGGAGCGUUGGUUUUGUAUUAUUUUGUCUGUUUUGAGACUUUAGGCAGUGUUACGUGUUAUAUCUGCUGAGGUCACCGGAGGAAAUGACCAAUCAGCAGCUGAUUGAAGCAAAGAAAAUAUAGUUUUGGUCAAGCAGCGAGUGUGAGGAAUAAUUGUGUUAGGGGAAAGGUUUAGUUGUUUCUGUUUACCCUAACUGGGCUCAUUUUAUUUUUUAUUUUUUUGGUUUAGCUGUUGAGUUAUAAAGGCUUUUGUAAUCCGUCAUGAGAGGGGCCUCAUUUAUAAACAUAUCGGGUAUAAAACAGGAAGUGAUGCAUACACAGACGUUUCUGGAGAGCGUCAACAGGAUUACUGAAUCUCCACACGCAAGGCAUAGUAGAUUAUUUGAAACUUGUAAAUCAUUCAUUCACAAUUAAUUUAACUUAAAACUACAUUGUGGCUGGUUUAUUGAUCUCCUUUUUGCAGCAUAAAGUCAGAUGAAUAUUUGAAUAAUUGGGCUUUUUAUCAUUCAUUGCUCGCUGCUCUUUAGACUUGUUGUCUCUUUUUGGUCAAACCAGAUUUAUGAACCAAAUAACAAAACGAUUAAGUCAAACUUACUUAAGAUCUGCAACAAUUUCCCUCUGUAGCAUUUUUCUGUGGAUCUACAGUCUGCCCUUUAGUUCAAGUACAAAAACUAGAAUAAUGUGCUGAGAGAUGUGUGAACACUCCUUAAGUCCUUCAUUUAAAAUGAUGCGACUUAACAUGGCAGAAUCAAAUGACCAGUGUGGUCCAGAAAUUUAAAGCGGUAAAACCCUUUUCUCCACACGUUUUUAUAAAUGAGGCCUCUCUCGCUCUUCUGCUGCUUUAUUUGAACCAUACGCUGUUAAGAGUGCAAACUUGCUUUUCUCUCGAGGAAAGCAUAAGAAUUUAAGACACUAGCAGAUAUAAUCACAUGAAACUACAGGUGUACACAUUCUCCCAAAACAAAUACUACUUUAGGCUUGUUGUAACAUGUAAAACCUUUUUUUUUUAUUGUACAGAUAGGUGGGAAAAUACAAUAAUGAAUUGAGUGUGCCAUUUGUAUUUUUUGUUGUUUUUUUUAUCUGUAACAUAAAAUUAACAUUAAUGAUUAGAGACGGCUAUUGAUGUAAUUUAUUGUUUACUGAAUCAACUCCCUGUUCCUUGAAGGCAUCAUUAAAAAUGGAGAGCCAGUAGAUAGUGAAAGUCUGACAUGAGUCCCUCCUUAAAGGCUGUUUGUUCACACUAAAACCACAAACUCUAAUUUUGAACAAUUUUUAAAUGAAACAUGUGAAGCAAACAUAAGAACUGUGUGCUAUUUCUGACUGUACUGUGUGUCUUGCACUAUCAUCGAUGAGAUAUUUGCAAAAAAUACAUUUUGAUUUUUAGCACAGAGAUUCUAUGUUUGGUUUGGGGGGAAAAGUUGUUACCAUUUUUGUUUAUAUAGUUAUAAAAAAAAAUCUCUGUGAUAAUUGACUAAACUGGAAUAUCUAAAACGAAUAUUUGUUAAUACAGGACAUGUUUUUCUAGUGACAUGAUCAAUAUUUAAUGUGUUUUCAGUACAGUUUGUUAACUUGUAUAACUUAAAAAAAUUGUAACGUAAUGUUUUAAAGCCAAGCAUGUCUGCCUCGUGGUUUAAAAUGUUCAUUCAAGUGGAGUCGAGGAUCUUUGAAUCCUUGCCACAAUGACAUUGUUUGUAAUCGUCUGUGGAAGCCAUGAGCUCUUUUAAAAUGUAAAAAAAAAAAAGAUCUUUUUUUUUCAGUGGAUUAAGUGUUAUCUGUUAAAUCUUGUUGGCAAUAACUUCUUUUUAAAUGUCCUCAGCUUUUAUCAUCGCAACAUAAUAUGCCAACAGAUGUGUCACACUGUCCGCCUAUGACAAAGACAUUUGUCUUUUUAUGUUUACUUUUGUUUUAAAACUUUUUUUAUUUGUCUAUGCAUUGUUUUUCUUUUUUUUCUCUAAAAGGCGUCUUACUGUACAUUUGACCUAUCAGGGUUGUUUUGCAGCCUUCGUUCAAGUUGUGGAUGAAUGUGUGUGUGAAAGCGUGUGCGUACGUGAUCACCAGUUAACUUGCUAUGAUUUUGAUUUUCAGCAUGCUGUUGACUUUGAUUAGGAUCAGUGUUUCUUUUUACUGUGAUGACCUGACGUUGCCUAAUUGUCCUUUUUUUUUUUGUUUUGCCUUUAAAUUGUAUUUUUCUCUCAGUCAACAUUGAUUAGUUGGUUUCGUUUUGUAUGGCUGCUGACCAUGUCUUGACUUAAUGCUUCCAAAUCCUAUACCAACUGAACCAUUAAAGAUAUUUUAAACAAUGA